This is a messenger RNA of Capronia coronata CBS 617.96, 522 nucleotides long. RefSeq lists its product as uncharacterized. Gene Ontology annotation, molecular function: acyltransferase activity, transferring groups other than amino-acyl groups. The coding region runs from base 1 to 522 and encodes 173 amino acids. The record is from RefSeq and is a predicted model, not a curated record. The transcript has a single exon. Lineage: Eukaryota; Fungi; Ascomycota; Eurotiomycetes; Chaetothyriales; Herpotrichiellaceae.
AUGUUGCGACCGGAGACGUGCCUGGUCCUUGACGACGGCACCGGCCGUGCAGUGGGAUACUUGCUCGGAGCGGCUGAUACAGCUUCGUUUGUGGACAGCUAUGAAACCACUUAUCUACCAUACCUGCAGUCUCUGGGCUUUGAGAAGCCCAUCCCCGAUGAUCCGGCCGCCUGGGAAACGGACUUGCCAACCGCUUUGAAGCAGAUCAUGUUCACUCCGGAAGGGAUGCUUCAUCGGGAACACCAUGAACUGCUCGCGCAAUGGCCGGCACAUCUGCACGUUGAUAUUCUGCCGCCAUAUCAGAAGCAAGGUUACGGUCGACAAUUGAUCAAGCACUAUUGCACAAUGGCCCGUGUAAGUGGGGCAAUCGGUAUCCAUCUAUUAAUGGCGACAUCGAACGAAGAGGCUCAGAUGUUUUACGAUCGUGUGGGAUUCAAAAGGUUCCCUUAUGUGCUUGAUGAUGGCAACAGUGGCCAGCACGGCAGAGACCGAACCACUAUAUGGCUGGUGAAAGAUCUGUAA